GCGGCUUCGACGGCAAGGUCGACGUGUUCAGCCUCGGCGUGGUGGCGCACGAGCUGCUGACGGGGCGCCCGCCCUACGCGCCAGCACGGGUCGGCGGCGGGGACCACGGUCCCGUGGACUACCGGGCGACCAGGCGGCGGCAGGACGACCUGGACCUGGCGGCGCUCCGGGCUUCCGGCUGCUCGCCGGGGGCCGUCGGGCUUCUGGAGGGGAUGCUGGAGCUGGACCCGGCGAGGCGGCUGUCUUUCCGGGAGUGCCUCUCCAACGAGUGGUUGCGGAACAGUUGCGAGGACGUGGAUCGGCAAUUCGGACGCGCCGCCGCGGUGUCGCGCAACAGAACAACAGCAUUUUACUACAAGCGCAGCCGCACGCGGCGGCUCCGGGCGGCGGGCCGGCACUCCCUGGGCGGCGCGGCCGCGUCCCCGGAGGCGGAGGAGGCGGCCGGGGAGGAGCUCUCCUGCAGGCAGAUGCGCAGGAUCUGCAAGUGCCUGGAGCGCUUCUCGAAGCGCAGCAAGCUCCACCGGGCGGUGGCUUACCACCUGGCCGCGUACCUGCCCGUGAAGCAGCUCAGGAGAGCCAGCGAGAAGUUCAGGCAGAUGGACGUGGACUUCAGCGGGGGCGUGCCCAUCUCCCCUCGGCUAC
Molecule: messenger RNA, 642 nt
Organism: Prorocentrum cordatum
Lineage: Eukaryota; Dinophyceae; Prorocentrales; Prorocentraceae
Source: the annotation of a GenBank genome assembly